GGCGGUGGUCGGUGAGGGAGGAGGGAGGGGAGCUCGCGGGCUGGAGAGGGGGCGACGGCUGUGGCGGUGGCCUGAGGAGGCCCGAGCGGAGGCGGCGGCGGCCGAGGCGGAGCCUGGAGAGGCGUGGCUGGACCAAGACCUCCCCCGAUGUGAGCAGGUUUCGUCCUCUGCCCACCACUUGUUGCCACCACGCCAGGGACCAUCCUCAAGCCCUGGCCUUCAGGGAAGAGGUAACAGGAGCCCAGAGCCGAGACCAUGUGACGGCGCUGGCCCUUGCCACCGCCGUCCCCCCCACCCUGGCCCCAGGCCUGGCACCAUGAUGUUCCGAGACCAGGUGGGCAUCCUCGCUGGCUGGUUCAAGGGCUGGAAUGAGUGUGAGCAGACAGUGGCCCUGUUGUCGCUUCUGAAGCGGGUCACCCGCACCCAGGCCCGCUUCCUGCAGCUCUGCCUGGAGCACUCCCUGGCGGACUGCAAUGACAUCCACCUGCUGGAGUCAGAGGCCAACAGUGCUGCCAUCGUCAGCCAGUGGCAGCAGGAAUCCAAAGAGAAGGUGGUGUCUCUCCUGCUCUCCCACCUGCCCCUGCUUCAGCCACGCAACACGGAGGCCAAGUCAGAGUACAUGAGGCUGCUGCAGAAAGUGCUGGCCUACUCGAUCGAGAGCAAUGCCUUCAUCGAGGAGAGCCGCCAGUUGCUCUCCUAUGCCCUUAUCCACCCAGCCACCACGCUGGAGGACCGCAACUCCCUGGCCCUUUGGCUGAGCCACCUGGAAGAGCGGCUGGCUACUGGCUUCCGCACCCGGCCUGAGCCCACUUACCACUCACGCCAGGGCUCAGAUGAGUGGGGUGGGCCUGCAGAGCUGGGCCCUGGGGAGGCAGGGCCAGGCUGGCAAGACAAGCCGCCCCGAGAAAAUGGACACGUGCCCUUCCAUCCACCCAGCUCGGUGCCGCCAGUCAUCAACAGUAUUGGGAGCAAUGCGAAUGCAGGUCUCCCCUGCCAAAUUCACCCCAGCCCGCUGAAGCGCUCUAUGUCUCUCAUUCCCACAAGUCCCCAGGCCCCUGGUGAGUGGCCAAGUCCAGAAGAGCUGGGGGCCCGGGCUGCUUUCACUACGCCCGACCACGCACCCCUCUCACCCCAGAGCAGCGUGGCCUCCUCUGGUAGUGAACAGACGGAGGAGCAGGGCUCCAGCCGGAACACUUUCCAAGAGGAUGGCAGUGGCAUGAAAGAUGUGCCCUCAUGGCUCAAGAGCCUCCGCUUGCACAAGUACGCAGCCCUUUUCUCACAGAUGAGCUACGAGGAGAUGAUGACACUGACUGAGCAGCACCUGGAGUCUCAGAAUGUCACCAAAGGUGCCCGCCACAAGAUAGCUCUGAGCAUCCAGAAGCUGCGUGAGAGGCAGAGCGUCCUCAAGUCCCUGGAGAAGGACGUGCUGGAAGGAGGAAACCUGAGAAACGCUCUGCAGGAGCUGCAGCAGAUCAUCAUCACCCCCAUCAAGGCCUACAGUGUCCUCCAGGCCACUGUGACCACUACCACCACCUCCGCAACCCCUACUUCCAAGGACGGGGGUCGCGGGGAGCCACUGCUGCCUGGUGCUGAGCCUCCCCUGGCUAAUCCUAGCAUGGACAAGGGCACUGAGGCCAAGGACCCUCCAGCUGCAGAGAGCUACCCCCCUCCACCAGCUCCAGUUCCCACUGAUGGCAGUGAGCCAGCCCCGGCUCCCGUCGCCGACGGAGACAUCCCCAGCCAGUUUACACGGGUGAUGGGCAAAGUGUGCACCCAGCUGCUGGUGUCCCGACCAGACGAGGAGAACAUCACCAGUUACCUCCAGCUCAUCGAAAAGUGCCUAACUCAUGAGGCUUUCACGGAGACGCAGAAGAAACGUCUGCUGUCCUGGAAACAGCAAGUGCUGAAGCUCCUCCGGACCUUCCCUCGCAAAGCUGCACUAGAGAUGCAGAACUACCGGCAGCAGAAAGGCUGGGCGUUUGGCUCCAACUCACUCCCCAUAGCUGGCUCUGUGGGGAUGGGGGUGGCCAGGCGGACCCAGCGGCAGUUCCCAAUGCCUCCCCGGGCCCUCCCGCCCAGCAGAAUGGGCCUUCUGAGCCCCUCGGGUAUUGGAGGCAUCUCCCCCAGGCACGCCCUUACCAGCCCCAGCCUUGGACAGGGCCGACAGAACCUUUGGUUUGCCAACCCUGGAGGCAGCAACAGCAUGCCCAGCCAGAGCCGCAGCUCUGUGCAGCGUACUCACUCGCUCCCAGUCCACUCGUCGCCCCAGGCCAUUCUCAUGUUUCCUCCAGACUGUCCGGUCCCUGGGCCUGAUCUGGAGAUCAAUCCCACUCUGGAGUCUCUGUGUCUGAGCAUGACAGAACACGCCUUGGGUGAUGGGACAGACAAAACCUCCACCAUCUGACAGGACCCACAGCCCAGCGCACUCAUAGGCUCCCCGGGCGGCGGGCGGGGGCCAACCCCCAACGGGCUUCUCUUCGACAGCGAGAGAGGGUGGGCUGGCUCAGCUAUACAUUCUAAUAUUUUUCUACUCUCUUAUCCUUUUAAUUUUUGUUUAACAUUGGCACAUGCCUUGCUCACUCCCAGGCCCAUCGAGGGAUCUCUGCUGAGGCCAGGAUGAGGAUGGGAGUAGGGGGCAGCCAGAGUAGAGAGGGCAGGAACUGGCCAGCCUGCCUGCCCCUCCUUCCGUCCCUCAUCUCCCACCUGGCCCCAUCCCACCUCUGCCUCCUCCAGACCACUCACAACCUGCCCCUCCUGAGGGAGCAGCUUCCCCCAGGGACUCACCCACUAUCUUGUGGGGCCUGCUCAGAACCAUCUGGCAUUUGGGGAGAGAAGUGGGGUAGAUAACCUGCUCUCCUGAAUGUUAUUUUGAGAGGCGCUAAUUAAGGAGAAGGCUGGUGAGGAGAGGAACCACUGUCCUCGCCACCUUCUUCUCCUUCCCCCUUCCCAUCAUUCUCCCAGGACAGGAGCCACCGUCUUCUCACUCACCUCCUUUUGCCCUGUUUAUCAGAGGUUCUCUACAAUUAAUUUCUUAGACCUAUUUAAGAUACAUAUUUAUAUAGUUCUUAACGGUUUUUCUCUGAUCAUUCCCUCUCAUAUUUAGAAUCCCCAGGCCUCUCUCUGAGCCAAGAAAGUGGCAGGGGGAACCUGAAUUUUAUGAGGGGAGAGGGCAGAGCCCCCUCCUCCAGACUCCCUAGCCCUUCCCCACUCCCCCGCCCAAUCCCAGCCCUGGCUCCCCAGAUGCAGAGGUUGAAGUUGGGGGCUAGGACAGCCAAGUGAGGUCAGGAAGUCUGUUGCCUUAACAUCCCCUUCCCCCACCAACAUAUACUCUUCUCCACUCCCGGGUCUGGUUGCUGAAAGAUUCGGGGAUAAGGAAUAAGGGAAGGGGAUUGUUUGGUUUUUGGUUUCUUUCCCCACCUCCUUUUCUUUCAACCUCCCCCCACUCCCUUUCAUGUCCUCAUCAAGUGGAACACUAUAGCAUAUCCCAGAGAUUCAUCCAGCCCUGAGUCAUACAGAUCCUCUGGUCCCUGUUCCUACUAUGGGGUUGUACUGGGGCCCAGGUGGAGGGAAGGGGAUUUGGGGAUUCAGGUUGUGGGAGCCAGGGUCCCCUAUUCCAACCCCUUCUACCCCCUCAACACCCCCACACUGGGACAUUAUCAAGCUUUUCACACCGAAAAGGGAAAAAAUGUUAUUUUUAGAUACAUUUUAUGAAUAACUUUUGUUAUGAAUAUGGCUGGUAACCAUUGUGUAUGUUAUUAAAGAUACAAAAUGUUGGGAAAAAACAAAAAACCAAAAAAAAAAAAUUUAAAACCACUGCCCUCCCUGCACUCUCACCCCAUCCCCCUAAUCUUUUUGCCCCUGCCCUCCUGGUCUGGACCUCCCUCAGCUCUCAGCCCAGGGAAGGGGAGAAAGCCAGGGGGUGGUAUAGCCCUGGGGAUCUGCUUCAGGUCCCCACCUCCUCUCCCAGUGCCGGGCUGGGUGGGGUGUCAGGUUUAUUUAUGUACCUCUUGCACACUCAUCAACCUAUGCAAGUCCCCCACCCCGGCCCCUCCUUGUUUCUGUGCCUUUGCUCAUUCCCCUCAAACUCCCAGGGCUUCUCCAGUUCCCCUCCCACUAGCCCAGGGAAGUGGGAUGGACAGGGGCCACCUCGUUUGGAAUCAGCAGGGUGUCCCUCUUAAAGGACCCUCACCUCUUCCCAGCCAGUCCUGUCUGGUUCACUAUCCAUCAGAGUGAGCUGGCUCUGCCUGGUACUAGGAGGUAGUGAGGGAUAUCCACACAUACAUACCCAUACAAUGGGAGGCAAGAGCUGCCCCCUCCCCCUACCUGACCAGAGUGUGCAGGACGCAGGCGGCCCCACUCUGAUGGGCAGGACCCUAAACCUAUCCAGUUCUAGCCCCUCCCUAGCCCCUCUGCCAUGAUUUCACCCUCCCUUUUCUCCCCAGCCCCACUGGCAGAAUCAGCUUUGAGUAACUGUACAGUUUUUCUCGCUGUUGGAGAUUUAUUUGUUUGAGUUUCACUUGUUUAAUGGUCUGGGCUUAUUUUGGAAAAAAAAAGCAACAACAAAAAAGUAUUCUGA
Messenger RNA from Artibeus jamaicensis (Jamaican fruit-eating bat), 4576 nucleotides. RefSeq names its product sterile alpha motif domain containing 4B (gene SAMD4B). The transcript is spliced from 13 exons. NCBI's taxonomy places the organism in Eukaryota, Metazoa, Chordata, Mammalia, Chiroptera, Phyllostomidae. Bases 317 to 2404 code for a protein of 695 amino acids. The record is from RefSeq and is a predicted model, not a curated record. Gene Ontology annotation, molecular function: translation repressor activity; protein binding; mRNA binding. Gene Ontology annotation, biological process: nuclear-transcribed mRNA poly(A) tail shortening; regulation of mRNA stability; negative regulation of translation. Gene Ontology annotation, cellular component: P-body.